AUGGCAGUUGAGAAGAGGAUGUCAGGGUAUCCUGGAGAGGCCUGGGCGUGGGCGCUGGGCCCGGUGGGGAACAGCCUGGCCCUCUUCACCUUCUGCUUCCACAUGCUGCCCUGGACACCCCACAUGCGCCUGGUGGUCGCCGACUUCCUCCUGACCAUCAGCCUGCCCCUGUGCAUGAUGACUACUUUCUCCAGAAGUGGUGCUUCCUCUGCCUGCAACAUCACCCUCUUCGUGCUGUCCACCAAGCGCACGGCCAGCGUGACUGACCUCACAGCCAUUGCGCUCAACCGCUACCUGAAGGUGGUGUGGCCCCACCCGGUGCUGAGCCGGGCCUCAGUAUGGGCCCUGGUCCUCAAUGGACACAUGUCGCUGAAUACCCAUUCCAACCUCUCCUGCGUAAGCUGCCAGCUGGGUACCGUCCUCAGCCUUCACACUGGCACCAGGCUGUUGAUGCUGGUGUUCUUCCUGUCCCUGGCACUCAUCCUCUUUGCCAUCGUGAGCACUGGCGUCACCAUCCGCCUGACGGGGCAGGCAGACCUGCGGAGGGCCAUGCGUGUGCGCAUGGUGGCGGUUGUCUACACCAUCAGUUUCUUGCCCACCAUCGUGGUGGGCUCGGCUCCCACAGCGGCCUUCCGCCUCCAAGCCUGCUGCGCCCUACACAUUUGCAUGCAGCUCUUCGGUGGCUCCGUGGCCUUCAGGUGGCUCUGUGGCCUUCGUGGCUCCGUGGCCUUCACCUGCCUCUACAGGGUCCUGGACCCUGUGCUGCACUGCUUCUCCAGCCCCUUCCUCUGCCAGGGCUGGGCUCUGCUAGGCCUCCCCCAAGGCUGGCAGGGCCUCGUCAGUGAAGAACGAAGAAUGCAACCACCAGCCCUCCUCCCGGAGUCGGAGGCGGGGCCAGGGCAAGAGAGGUGGCAGGAGCUGGAGCUGGUGCUGGAGCAGGAGCAGGGACCAGCAGCCCUCUAG
Molecule: messenger RNA, 963 nt
Organism: Condylura cristata (star-nosed mole)
Lineage: Eukaryota; Metazoa; Chordata; Mammalia; Eulipotyphla; Talpidae
Gene: OXER1
Product: oxoeicosanoid (OXE) receptor 1
Biological process (GO): G protein-coupled receptor signaling pathway
Cellular component (GO): membrane
Molecular function (GO): G protein-coupled receptor activity
Source: RefSeq, a predicted model, not a curated record